GACCGGAACUCCGGGCGGGCGGCUUGUUGAUAAUAUGACGGCAGGAGCUGCCUGGUCUUCUCGAGGAGGCGGUGGGGCCCACACCCGGAAGAAGGGUCUCUUUUCAGGCUAGUGCGGCGGCCGCUGCGGACCCGGCCGGUUGCUGAAUGAGGGGAGCCGGGCCCUCCCCGCGACAGUCACCCCGCGCCCUCCGCCCCGACCCGGGCCCCGCCAUGUCCUUCUUCCGGCCGAAAGUGAAAGGCAAAGAACAAGAGAAAACCUCAGAUGUCAAGUCAAUUAAAGCUUCAAUAUCUGUACAUUCCCCACAAAAAAGCACUAAAAAUCAUGCCUUGCUGGAGGCAGCAGGACCAAGUCAUGUUGCAAUCAAUGCCAUUUCUGCCAAGAUGGACUCUUUUUCAAGUAGCAGGACAGCAACACUUAAGAAGCAGCCAAGCCACAUGGAGGCUGCUCAUUUUGGCGACCUGGGCAGAUCUUGUCUGGACUACCAGACUCAAGAGACCAAAUCAAGUCUUUCAAAGACUCUUGAACAAGUCCUGCAUGACACUGUUGUUCUCCCUUAUUUUAUUCAAUUCAUGGAACUUCGGCGAAUGUAGCAUUUGGUUAAAUUUUGGUUAGAAGCUGAAAGUUUUCACUCUACAACUUGGUCCCGAAUAAGAGCACACAGUCUCAACACCGAGAAGCAGAGUGCAUAGGCUGAGCCUGUCUCUCCAUCUAAGAAGCAUGAAACUGCAACAUCUUUUGUAACUGAGUCUCUUGACAAGAGAUUGGAGGAUUCAAGCUCAGCUCAACUGCUUAUGACUCAAUCUGAAGGAAUUGACCUGAACAAUAGAACUAGCAACAUUCAGAAUCACUUGCUGCCUUCCCGGGAAUGUGACAGUGCCCAUUCUCUCCAUCUUGAAAUGGCCAGAACAGGAACACAUCCAGUUUCCAUGGAAAUCCAAGAAUCCUCCUCUAGACUUCUAGUAGCCAGUAGAAAUAGUCCCUCUUCACCACUGAAGGAAUUAUCAGGAAAAUUAAUGAAAAGUAUAGAACAAGAUGCAGUGAAUACUUUUACCAAAUAUAUAUCUCCAGAUGCUGCUAAACCAAUACCAAUUACAGAAGCAAUGAGAAAUGACAUCAUAGCAAAGAUUUGUGGAGAAGAUGGACAAGUGGAUCCCAACUUCAUUUUGGCACAGUCCAUAGUCUUUAGUGCAAUGGAGCAAGAGCACUUUAGUGAGUUUCUGCGAAGUCACCAUUUCUGUAAAUACCAGAUUGAAGUGCUGACCAGUGGGACUGUUUACCUGGCUGACAUUCUCUUCUGUGAAUCAGCCCUCUUUUAUUUCUCUGAGUACAUGGAAAAAGAGGAUGCAGUGAAUAUCUUACAGUUCUGGUUGGCAGCAGAUAACUUCCAGUCGCAACUUGCUGCCAAAAAGGGCCAGUAUGAUGGACAGGAGGCACAGAAUGAUGCCAUGAUUUUAUAUGACAAGUAUUUCUCCCUCCAGGCCACACAUCCUCUUGGAUUUGAUGAUGUUGUGCGAUUAGAAAUUGAAUCCAAUAUCUGCAGGGAAGGUGGGGCACUCCCUAACUGUUUCACAACUCCAUUACGUCAGGCCUGGACAACCAUGGAGAAGGUCUUUUUGCCUGGCUUUUUGUCCAGCAAUCUUUAUUAUAAGUAUUUGAAUGAUCUCAUCCAUUCGGUCUGAGGAGAUGAAUUUCUGGGAGGAAAUGUUUCCCUGACUGCCCACGGCUCUGUGGGCCCUCCUGAGGACUCUCACCCCAGUGGUCCGGACAGCUCAGCUUCUCAGUCCAGUAUGAAAAAAGCCAGUGUUAAAAUUCUGAAAAAUUUUGAUGAAGCGAUAAUUGUGGAUGCUGCGAGUCUGGACCCAGAAUCUCUGUAUCAGCGGACAUACGCAGGGAAGAUGACAUUUGGAAGAGUAAGUGACUUGGGGCAAUUCAUCCGAGAAUCUGAGCCUGAACCUGAUGUAAAGAAAUCAAAAGAUUUUGGGGUAUUACUCCACACACUCCAGAAUGGCUUGAAGGAGAAAAAACAAAAACAAAAACAAAACAAAAUGAAACCAAGUGUUGGUGAGGUUGGGAAGCACCUGGAACUCUCUUCUGGCGGAAGUAUGAACUGCAAACUCUUCCUCUGUCACGCUGUUUUGACCGUGACAUCAACGUCAGGCACACAGACCUAUGGAGGCUCAGUGAUUCUUCUGUCUCUCUUCACGCCUGUGCUUUGGGCUUCGUUGGCCGGUCACUGAACGCGUUGAGAUUUCUGGUUUGUUCCAGAAGAUCACUGGGCAGGUUUGCACUUCGGGUGUUACUUUGAUAUGUUUAAUAAGCAUUUUCAAGAAUGCGGUUCACUGAUAUUUAAGCUGCCGAGCACCUGCACAGGAAAGCUUACAAAGGGGAAAAAGUUUAAAUAGCUCACAGAUUAAUGUAGCUAAGAAAUUCCUCUCGAUUCCACAAAGAUGGGGCAGGAGCGGAAUCUGAAGCUUUCUAAAAUCACACCUAUCCUAAUCCCAUCUUCAAAGGCAGAAACCGUGUUUUGGUCAGAGCACCAGCUCUCAACCUUGGGGGAACGAGGAUCCUCAGAGGGCUUGUUAAAAUGCAGACAGCUGCCUACACCCCAGCCUCCAAUCUGCCUCCCCUCCCCCGCCAUCCCCAAGUUUCAGAUUUCCAGGGUCUGGAGUGAGGCCCGGGAAUCUGCAUUUCUAACAAGUUCCUGGUUGGUGCUGCUGCUGCUGCUGACCUGGGGACCACACUCUGAGAACCAGUGGCUUAGCACAACACUGUUGGUGGAAAUGUAACACCAGCCAUGCAUGGCUAGGGGCCCUAUUAACAAAGUGAGAUGAAAGGUAAAAUUAAUGUUAAGAAUAUAUUUUCUUAGGGGCGUCUGG
This is a messenger RNA of Neogale vison (American mink), 2879 nucleotides long. Its product is annotated as A-kinase anchor protein 10, mitochondrial-like. NCBI's taxonomy places the organism in Eukaryota, Metazoa, Chordata, Mammalia, Carnivora, Mustelidae. Gene Ontology annotation, biological process: intracellular protein localization. The record is from RefSeq and is a predicted model, not a curated record. Gene Ontology annotation, cellular component: plasma membrane.